Molecule: messenger RNA, 642 nt
Organism: Miscanthus lutarioriparius
Lineage: Eukaryota; Viridiplantae; Streptophyta; Magnoliopsida; Poales; Poaceae
Source: the annotation of a GenBank genome assembly
AUGGAGCCGCUGUCGAGGGUUCUGUACGCGCCGGUGGAGCCGUACGACUCCGGGUUCCUCCAGGUCUCCGGCGUCCACUCCAUCUACUACGAGCAGUCCGGGAAUCCCCACGGCCAUCCAGUGGUGUUCCUCCACGGCGGUCCCGGAGACGGCACGUCGCCCGCAGUCAGGAGAUUCUUUGACAGGAUCGUGCUGCUUGAUCAGAGGGGUGCAGGCAAAAGCACUCCCUACGGAUGUUUAGAGGACAACACUACCUGGGACUUGGUAGCUGACAUCGAGAAGCUCAGGGAGCAUCUUGGCAUCCCGGAAUGGCAGGUUUUUGGUGGUUCAUGGGGCAGCGCCUUGGCGCUUGCGUACAGCCAGGAGCACCCUGACAAGGUCACUGCCCUUGUUCUGAGAGGAAUCUGCUUGCUUAGGGAAAAGGAGCUCCAUUGGUUCUAUGAGGGCGGUGCAGCAGCCAUUUUCCCAGAUGCAUGGGAACAAUUUAGAGAUUUUAUUCCUGAGGACGAGAGGAAUUCUUUCGUAGCUGCGUAUACCAAAAGGUUAACUUCAUCUGCCCCUACUGUUCAGAGGCUUCCCCCAUUUCCAUUAACAGCAAACGGAAAUACAACAUUUUUUGAGAGUUCAGAGAAGCAGAACUAG